UGACAAGUCCACCAAACUUAUUUCCAGUUUCAGACAGAAGUAGUCAAGUAUCCGAGUGUCUUGCCUUUAUAGAGGCUCUGGAAGUGUCUGAACUUCUGUGUCGUAUAAUGAACGUGAGCCGACCGGCGGUUCACCCGGUGGAUACAAUUCCGGUAUCUCCCCCCGCUAACGAUAGACCGCCAGCGAGGAUGAAAGAUGUUCAGGGCAUGCCCGGAACCACCGGCGGCCUCAUCCUCCGCCUCUCUCAAUUCGUCCCCGCUCUCAUCUCCUUCUCCGUCAUGAUCACCACCUCCGACUACCGCUCCGCCACCGCUUUUUGUUGCUUGGUUCUUGCGGUUAGCUUGCAAAGCCUGUGGAGCUUGUCUCUGUUUAUCAUCGAUGCUUAUGCUCUCCUUGUGAGAAGAAGCCUUCGGAAUCACUUGAUCGUUCAAUGUUUCACAGUUGGAGAUGGAGUCACGUCCACGCUUACUUUCGCAGCUGCUUCCGCGUCUGCUGGAAUAACCGUACUCAUCAACGAUCUUGAUAAAUGUAACGUCAACCACUGCGCUAGGUUCGAGACCGCCGUAGCAAUGGCCUUCAUCAGCUGGUUCGCGGUGUCUCCUUCCUUUAUUCUCAACUUCUGGUCCUUAGCCAGCUUCUAGUUAGCAUAACAAAGAUAAAAAAAUAUUCAGAGGAAUCUAACGUAAUAUCUAUAAUGUAAAUAAAGGGUGGAGUAUAAUAAUCCGUCGAAUUAGCGAAUGCUUUUGAACACAUAUAUUGUUACAGAACGUUCUUGGUCUGAGUUUCUGAGAUAUGACAACUAUUGUUAUACAUCAGAAUGAAAUCUAAACAGUUAUUAGCACAAAA
Molecule: messenger RNA, 846 nt
Organism: Raphanus sativus (radish)
Lineage: Eukaryota; Viridiplantae; Streptophyta; Magnoliopsida; Brassicales; Brassicaceae
Product: CASP-like protein 5A1
Exons: 3
Coding region: 108-641 (177 amino acids)
Cellular component (GO): membrane
Source: RefSeq, a predicted model, not a curated record